Phytophthora sojae is the source of this 861-nucleotide messenger RNA. RefSeq lists its product as hypothetical. Gene Ontology annotation, biological process: protein phosphorylation. The transcript has a single exon. The record is from RefSeq and is a predicted model, not a curated record. Gene Ontology annotation, molecular function: ATP binding; protein serine/threonine kinase activity. NCBI's taxonomy places the organism in Eukaryota, Oomycota, Peronosporomycetes, Peronosporales, Peronosporaceae. The coding region runs from base 1 to 861 and encodes 286 amino acids.
AUGUACGAUUGCAAGCUGGAGAUUCAGAGCGUGGCCAAGUGCUACUUCGGAGCAGCCGCGACAAGUCUCGUGCCUUCAUCCAAGUCGGACUUCACGCUAGAAAACGACGUUGAGGUGCAGAUCGUUGCGAAGCAGCUUGCGACGGAGUUUUCGCUGGACCCGCGGGUGGACGGCACGGUGGAUUUCAUCUUUACGUGCUGGUACGAGAUGGAGGACCCAGUCGCGGCUGGACUGCACCCGUCCGUGAAGAAGUUCACUGCUGAGCGAUAUAUCGGCGAAGGGUACGAGAAGUACAACAACAACAUCGGCUGGACGUGCGACCCGGAGCUACCGCUUGCAGCUACAGCCCAGGCGUUCAGCCACUUCACGUGGCAAGCGACAUCUGGAAAGCACUUGGUUGUGGAUCUGCAGGGCGUGGGGUCGGUGUUCACGGAUCCUCAGAUCCACUCGUCGGAAGAAAGCAGAUUCGGCCAAGGGAACUUGGCAGAACGGGGCAUGAUUGCGUUCUUCAGCACGCACGAGUGUAACGAUAUCUGUCGCGCCUUGGGACUGCAUCAUUUCGGCAGUGAUGAAGCUUCCGUGAUGCCGAUGGACGCCCCCGUGACGAAAGAGCCCUCGAAGGACAAGUCCAUAACGUGCAGUUGUCCUCUUUGCGGUGCCUUCUUGACGGUGCUUCGUAGUGAAUUCUUGCGUGAGCACGCCGUGGGGCGGGAAAUAUAUGUACAGUUCCGAGUGCACGAUGAAGCUGACAAAGCGCGAACAACGCAAGUGCGUAACAUGCAAGGGGAUAUGCCCUACAAGCCCUAUUGGUACGAGAUGAAGGAAGUGCCACCUCCAACGAGUUGCAAGAGCUGCAGAUAG